Messenger RNA from Acomys russatus (golden spiny mouse), 414 nucleotides. RefSeq names its product chromosome 4 C20orf85 homolog (gene Cimip1). The transcript is spliced from 4 exons. The coding region runs from base 1 to 414 and encodes 137 amino acids. NCBI's taxonomy places the organism in Eukaryota, Metazoa, Chordata, Mammalia, Rodentia, Muridae. The record is from RefSeq and is a predicted model, not a curated record.
AUGGCACAGAAACCGCUGAGCACCACCGCCGCAGAGCGCAUGAACCUGGUGGCCCAGGAUGAGAUCUGGAGAUACCGUCUGAGGGCCGAAUCUGAAGCCCAGCAAAACUGGCCGACGAAGUGGGGAUAUUUAACCACCUCCAUGGAAGAGCUACUUGAGGGUGAAGAAGAGCCGCACACCCCAAAGCCCAAGAUCGAGCUGCCUAGCCACUUCCGAAUCCGGCCAGUGAGCCCCUUGGACAAAUACAUCAAGAUUCUUCCAUCACCCCCGGUCCCAAAGACCACCCAGGGCUUCAUCGGAUGGCGAUCUGGCGUGCCGGGCCUGAACAAAUGCUUGGAGCAUGACACAGAGAUCCGCAGCUGCAAAGGGGCUUACGCCCACGAGCUGCACUGGCCUGAGCAAGGCGUGCACUGA